CCCGCUAAUCCACCCUGAUACCCGCUACGUCUGUAACUUUUGAACUUCUCAAAACGUAACCGGGCAGCCAGACAGGAACAUCUCCUCCCACCCCUCCCAGUAGAAGCUAUAAAUACUCCAGUGAAGGUCAUUCAUCCUUCCAUAUCUUCCUGCAGCUCUUUAUGAAUGAAACAGUUCUACUGUCUAAACGUUACUUUGAAAAAUGGUCCCACAAUCAAACUUCACCACAGUUUCAAACCUCACAACUCCUGUCCCCGGGGGUGCUGGAUGCCCGCCGGUCGGCAUCCAGCUGGAGGGCCUCAUCAUGCCUCCGGUCCUCAUCGUCGACGUCGUACUGGGGCUCAUAGGAAACUUGGUGGCGCUAUGGAUCUUCUGGUUUAAGUUGAAGGCCUGGAACCCCAACACCCUGUUCCUCUUCAACCUGGUCAUCGCUGACUUUUUUGCCCUGGUGAGUCUGCCCCUGAGGAUUGACGCCUUGCUCAGGGGCCACUGGGUGUUUGGAGAUGGCAUGUGCCGGAUAAACCUCUUCCUGAUGUUCUCCAACCGAUCGGCCAGCAUCGCACUCAUGACCGUGGUGGCAAUUUACCGAUACUUCAAGGUGGUCCACCCUCAUCAUCGCUUCAACCGCAUGACCAAGCGGCAGGCUGCAUUUGUCUCAGCAUUCGUCUGGCUGUUGGUGAUCAGUCCUCGGGUUCCCAUGCUGGCCUACAACCACAUCAAGGGUAAAGGCGAGAAGACCCAGUGCUUCUUCUUUACAUCCUACAAAGAGGCAUCCCGCGCCAUCAUCAUCCUGGUGGGCAUGCACCGUAUUUUGACGGUGGUGGAGUUCGUCAUCCCCAUGGCCAUGCUGCUGUUCUGCUCCAUCCGAAUCUCCAGCUUCCUGAAGCAGAGGCAGAUGGGAAAACCUGACAAGGUGCGCAAGGCCAUGAGAAUGUGUGCCGCCAUCGUGGCUGUGUUCAUCGUGUGCUUCCUUCCCACCACGGUGACCACGAUCGGUGUGUGGGUCAUCCGCUCCUUCCGGCCAUGGGACUGUGCCGCUUUCUACACCUUUACUCAACUCACUAUUGUGUCGUUGGGCCUAAACUUCCUGAACUCGGCUCUGGACCCUGUCGUCUAUAUCUUCUCCAGCUCUAUGUUUAGGAAGGCGCUCUUGGAACUCGUACCCUGUAGAAAGAAUGAAGGCCAGAACACAAAGUCCUCCUCAUCGGGAACCCAAAGCACCGCCCAGCAGGAGCUGAAGUCCUUAAGGACUGAUAGGGGCAGUGAACAAUAGUUUUGAUUUUAUGUAGCUAAACCUAGUAAUAAAUUUAAUCAUCUAAAGGUUCCUCUACAAACAGCUCUAUGCAGUUUUGACAAUCAAGUCAAUGUUUUUCUUUAUAAAUACCACACUGGCUAACAAUGAUUAGACUGAAUCUACACAGCCCAAGCUUAGCUUUUCCCCAGUUGUAUUGUGAUGCUGAGUGUUGAGAUUAGUAUACCAGCUUAAGACCCUGGGAUUUGGAGCAUAUGAGGCAUUUUUGGACAUAAGAAUUGACAUCCUAAAAAUGUUAACAUCCUGGCAAAUAAAAAUCUCCAUAGGGGGCAGUCAGGUGACCUCUCACACCCAAUGAUUGGUUGUUGUUCUUUAAAGAGAAAUAGCAGGAACUAAUACAUGACUGUCGUGCAUCAAUUUAUGGUCCGUGCUGUAUGAAACAGGUAGUUACUCAAGAAGGAGCUGUGUGGCAGUCGAUGAUGUUCCAGGGUUUCCAGGAACACAGUGGGUUGGCCUCACAAUCAGUCCCAAAGUGCUCUCAUCAAAUCUCUGCUGAGCGAGCAUCUGGCCAAAAAACGCACACAGGGAGCCAACAAGAACUGUCACAGCUCCAUAACGCUACUUAAAAACAAUGCAUGACUCUUUUAUUCUUUCUGUACAGGUCCCUUUUGAAACUUUGUUAUUUUGAAAUAUAUUAUGUCUUUUGUAAAUUUCACACAGUAUAUCUUGUAUUUUUUGUUAUGUACAAUCAUGGAGGGGAAAAAAAGUUAUUAAAUUCUUUUGUAAUGUAUUGUACUUGUCAGUUGUUUAUUUCUUAGUUACCGUGGAGCCACUCACGACAUGCAUAUUAAUGAAAUGAAGAUAAUGAAGGUUGAAUUGAUGUACAGCUAAUUGAAUUGUCCAAAAAGGAAAAUGCACCAUAUACAAAUCUAAGCACAAGUUCUGGCACAUUCGUUCUAUGGCAGGUCUUAAAUGGUUGAACGAAGUUAAAUAACUCACCACCACAGUAACAAGACACCACCACAGGGUUUGAAUUACAGAAAUCUGCGUCUGCUCAAUCCGAUCAUGCUGACGAAGAGAACAGUGACAUCUAGCGGAUGAGAUGAGUGUGACAGUUGAAGCUUUUUGAAUCUGCCGGAGUUGCUGCAACAAAUGUGUAACUAAGAGUAUUUUUGAGGUAUCUUGGAGACUACAAGGAGACACUAGGCUCUGAAUAUUUUUUCUUGAGUUUGGUUUGAACAUCAGCAGUAAAAGUUCAAAUAGGUUGUUGUAAUUGCAACUGACAUUUGACACUUUACACAUUCGAAAUCAAUGACAAUGUGCUAAUAACAUAUAUCGUUUAUUGUCGUUGACUUAUGUAAUCUUUCAACGAGAAUUUUUUAAAAAUUUGUUAUGAUUUCCUUAAACUAUGUCUGAGGUUUUGCCCUGAAGUAGGCACAGAAGUAAAAUUGCAGCAAAGAAAAUCAGAUAUGAAUGUUGAUCAUGAAAAGGCCCAGAAAAUAUAGAAAGAGUCAUACUAACACAGCGGGUUCAGACUCACUAGGUUUGUGUCCAACAGGCUCUAAGAGUCUUUACUGGAAAAUGGGAAUCAUUUAAACUUUGUGUGAUACUAAACUAAUGAUGAACAUGCAUAGUAUGUGUAAAUUAUACCCUACAUCACCACAGUCCUCCUGGGUGGCUCCAAUGAGAUAAUGUGUAUAAGCUGCUUUUAUAGAAAAAUAAAAAUAUUUCAGUAACCCCUUUGAGUGUGUAAUGACUAAUUAGGAAUGUAUGUCAAUAGAUCCAAAUUUCCAUGUGCCCUGUUGGGGAUCAUACAUGAGGGAAUCACUCAACAAGAGAAAAACUAAUUAAAUUGUCCCAUAAGGAACACAGUAUAUGUUCCUGUCUUUUGAUCCAAUGAUCACCGCAGAUGUUUUCAAGUCUUUGCUAUUGAUACAGUGAGAUAGUUUCCUGCUCUUGUUGCACCUUUGGUGACCAACAUGGCAAAUGUACCGUCUCCUAGCUGGAGUCUUCCAUCUGUCGGCCUCACUUUAAAAAAUGACUAUCGACGUACAAGCAGGACAUUUUACUUGGAUCUAUUUGCUCAAAUCGAAUUUCAAAGCCAGGUGUAAUGGUAAAUUAAGAUUUCUUGGUAACGGUGCGUUACAUGCAACAAAAAACAAGUGAAAAAUCCUUUCUAAAUUUGAUGGGUACU
Messenger RNA from Gambusia affinis (western mosquitofish), 3446 nucleotides. Its product is annotated as hydroxycarboxylic acid receptor 2-like. The coding region runs from base 203 to 1273 and encodes 356 amino acids. The record is from RefSeq and is a predicted model, not a curated record. Gene Ontology annotation, molecular function: G protein-coupled receptor activity. Lineage: Eukaryota; Metazoa; Chordata; Actinopteri; Cyprinodontiformes; Poeciliidae. Gene Ontology annotation, cellular component: membrane. Gene Ontology annotation, biological process: G protein-coupled receptor signaling pathway. The transcript is spliced from 4 exons.